AUGUUAUCAGUAAAAUCUUCAGAAAUUUCUAAAAAUCUGUAUAUAAAUUGUGAAAAAUACCCUUCUGGUUCUUUUGUAUUUGUUAUUUCAUUUGAAAUAGAUUGUAAAAGAUUUUUAAUUAAAUUUGUUUCUAUUACUCUAACAAAUUGUAAAAGUUUUUUAACAAAUUGUAAAAGUUCUUUAGUUAAGGCUGUGUAUACUAAAACUUCUGCUUUAGCUAUAAAUCAUGAAGAUACUGCAAUUCCUUAUGUAUUUAUUCAAGUUUCUACUGCUGCAUUUAUGUUUACUUCUAUUAACCAAAAACUUGAAGAAUAUUUACUACCUGCUAUAUUAAAACUUCAAAGAGAUGAAAUUCACCAAUAUGUUUUUUAUAAUACUAUACAAGUUAGUCAAGAAGUAAUUGAUAAGUUUGGUAAAUAUGAUUCUUUACCUAAUCAAUAUUUAGAAGAUAUAUCUGAUGCUUACCAAAUAACUGCAGCAUGUAUGAUUUCUGACAUUAAUAAAGAUCAAAUUUCAUCCAUCAAAUUUGAAGCUGAAACUACACAUAUUAUUCCUCAACAUACUAUUCCUUUUCUGAUUGCAAUUUAUGAAACAUCACAAGAUUUUAUUACUCAGCAUGAACAACUUUCAGACAUUCAAUUAUAUGAAGAUGAGCAAGAUAAACAAAAUGGAAACAUAAAUAAUAUUGAAUUAGAUGUAGAAGAUGACGAAUCUAUACCAAAUGACUAUAUUGUUGAAACAGAGUUUUUUAAGUGUGAAACCAAAUAUAUAACAGAUUCGAAAGUAUGUUAUACUAUAAAUUGGAAGGAAGGACACAUAAAAUGGAAUAUUAGCACAAAAUCCUUUACGUCGGUUGUUAAUUUGUUUUUACAAAAAAUCAAUCAGAAUCGAUCAACUAAACUUUCUGGUCCCCGUUUAUUUAAUAAAGAAAAUUCUCCUUUUAUUCUUAAUAAUCCCAAUAAACAAACUAAGCCUAAAGGACGUCCAAAAGGUACAAAAAGACUUAAGGCAAGUCAUGAAAAAGAAAAGUGUACUCAAUAUAAAUGUGGGAAUUGUGGUGAUUUGGGUCAUAACAAGCGAAAUUGUAAUAUUUUAAGAUAGAUAUCAAUUGUUAACACAGUAUUAGAAUUUAGCAAUAAAGUUUAUUAAAGUUUCGUUGUUAUUGUAAUUUCAAAGUGUUUCUACAUCUUUAUAAACAUUACCACAACCCUUCUAAAUAAAAAGAAAAAGGCUAUUACAUACACCAUUACUCAUAUAACACUUACUAACACUUCGCCAAAGUAAAAAAGAAGAAUCUUCAUGAUGUUAAAGCUUAGCUUCCACAACGAAAAAAUUCCAAAAAAAAAGAAAAAAUUAAGUUAAUAUAGUUUCUAAAAGCUAUUAUUACAUACACAAUUACCAAAUAAUACCUACCAAGAGCUUCUACAACGAAAA
Messenger RNA from Rhizophagus irregularis DAOM 181602=DAOM 197198, 1434 nucleotides. The record is from RefSeq and is a predicted model, not a curated record. NCBI's taxonomy places the organism in Eukaryota, Fungi, Glomeromycota, Glomeromycetes, Glomerales, Glomeraceae.